AUGAUGCCAGUUACCUUAUUCAAUGCGGUCCUCAGACCCACACUUAUCAAUGUCAUGAAGACUUCAACUGUCAAAUUCUCUCCGACAGCUGUUUCAUGCAUUAUCCCCAAAAGCCACUUCCAUAUAUCUUCUGUCCGAAAAGAUAUUGAUCAAGCAGCCAAAUACAUUGGUGCUGGCGCGGCUACUGUUGGAUGUGCUGGAUCAGGCGCUGGUAUUGGAUCUGUAUUUGGAAGUUUGACUUUGGCAUACGCCAGAAAUCCUGGUCUAAAACAGCAACUAUUUACCUACGCUAUCCUUGGUUUCGCUCUGAGUGAAGCAAUGGGUCUGUUUUGCCUGGAUGCAUAUACCCUCAUGUACCUAGGCCUAUUUUCCAUCUCAACCAGACUUCUGGUCCAAAUAUGGAUAACUUGGAAGGAAAUCCCCUCUUCACAAGUACUUGUCAGAAUUUGUUCAAUUCGCUGCAGAUUCUCCUAGCUUUUAAAGACAGGAAACGUCUCAAAUUUCCCGGACUCAAAGUGUCAAUAACUUGUAUUCUUAAAUUUGUUUCUAAUAAGAAAGUUGUACAUACUCAAAUCUUUAAAAAAACACUUCAUUUAAUUCCAUGUAGUUUAUCUAUUCCCUCUCGCUAUAUACAUAUGGAGUUAUCGGUUGUUUCA
Schistosoma mattheei is the source of this 656-nucleotide messenger RNA. The record is from the annotation of a GenBank genome assembly. NCBI's taxonomy places the organism in Eukaryota, Metazoa, Platyhelminthes, Trematoda, Strigeidida, Schistosomatidae.